Messenger RNA from Closterium sp. Naga37s-1, 513 nucleotides. NCBI's taxonomy places the organism in Eukaryota, Viridiplantae, Streptophyta, Zygnematophyceae, Desmidiales, Closteriaceae. The record is from the annotation of a GenBank genome assembly.
AUGGGAAACCAAAUCAAUGACUCCUUUUAUUUACUGCUCUUGCCGAAAGCCAAGCUGACCAAGUGGUGCGACGGUCUGCACUGCCUACGGCGCGCUGGCCACAUCAUUGCCACUCCUUUCUCACCAUGGCGGUUCUUCUUCCACCGCUUCUACCUCUUCUGCCACUUCUACCUCUUCUGCCGCUUCUACCUCUUCUGCCGCUUCUACCUCUUCUGCCGCUUCUACCUCUUCUGCCGCUUCUACCUCUUCUGCCACUUCUGCCGCUUCCACCGCAUUGACCUCUUCCACCGCUUCAGCCAGGCCCCUGAUUUGGAAGGGGACGACAUUCUGCCCCUGAUUUGGAAGGGGGCGACAUUCUUGAAAUACUCCGUCAAACUGCGCCCUACCAUGCUCAAGGGGAAAUUAAUCGGUGACGCAGGAGCUUCGGGGAAAAUCGUGUACAAGGGAGUGAGGUACGCCGCCUUCUGUCCCCUCCUUCACUUGUCCCCUUUGGCGCUGACACUUGCCCUGUGA